Messenger RNA from Diaporthe amygdali, 1620 nucleotides. Its product is annotated as mfs transporter. Gene Ontology annotation, biological process: transmembrane transport. The transcript has 4 exons. Gene Ontology annotation, molecular function: transmembrane transporter activity. NCBI's taxonomy places the organism in Eukaryota, Fungi, Ascomycota, Sordariomycetes, Diaporthales, Diaporthaceae. Gene Ontology annotation, cellular component: membrane. The record is from RefSeq and is a predicted model, not a curated record. The coding region runs from base 1 to 1620 and encodes 539 amino acids.
AUGUCCGACAAAGGCGGCUCGAUCGCCGAGGUCGAAGAGCUCAGAAAUGAGCAGCAUGUCAGCAGCGGCAGCGGCAGCGGCAGCGGCAGCCCCAAGCUGCGCGACGGCGACGACGACAACAAGACCUUCACGGCGCACGCAUCGCACGUCCCGCCCGAGCAGACAGGCGCCAGCAGCGGCGUGCGCCGCGGCCUGCAGCCGCCAGAGUUCCUGCUGAACAUGUCGAUGGAGGAGCGCCUGGAGCUGGAGACGAAGCUCAAGAGGAAGAUCGACCUGCGCCUCAUGCCCGCCAUCAUCCUCAUGUACAUCCUCAAUUACAUCGACAGGAACAAUAUCGCGGCUGCGAAGCUCGCUGGCCUGGAGGAGGACCUCGGCCUGUCGUCCACCGAGUAUGAGACAGCUGUGUCUAUUCUCUUUGUGGGUUACCUGCUGAUGCAGAUCCCCUCUAAUCUGUUCCUCAACAAGCUGGGGAAGCCGGCAUUGUACCUGCCCGCGUGCAUGAUCGUGUGGGGCAUAAUCUCUGCCGCCACCGCGUCGUGCUACAAUGCCGCCGGGCUCCUCGCUGUGCGAUUCUUUUUGGGUUUCGUGGAGGCUGCUUAUUUUCCUGGAUGCCUUUACUAUCUUUCCUGCUGGUACACCCGAAAGGAGCUCGGAUUCAGAACAUCCGUCCUCUACAGUGGGGCUCUCAUCUCGGGCGCUUUCUCUGGUUUGAUAUCGGCAGGUAUCACAGGGAACAUGGAUGGCGCCGGAGGUUUGCGGGCUUGGAAGUGGCUUUUCAUAAUCGAGGGCGUGGUCACCGUUGUGGUGGCCUUUGGCGCCUUCUUUGUGCUUCCCAAUUUCCCCCGGACGACGAUGUGGCUGUCUGAGGAGGAGAGGCAGCUGGCUGUCUGGAGGCUGGAGGAGGACAUCGGCGAGGACGACUGGGUCGACAGCGAGCACCAGAGUUUCUGGCAGGGAGCCAAGCUGGCGUUUUUGGAUGUCAAGACCUAUGUGCUGAUGAUCCUCCUGUUCUGCAUAGUCUCCUCCGGCUCGGUCACAAACUUCUUCCCCACCGUCGUCAAGACACUGGGCUACUCAAACGUCUACUCACUCCUGCUCACGGCGCCGCCCUACGUCAUAGCCGUCAUCGCAACCUACUGCAACGCCCUGCACGCCGACCGCACAGGCGAGCGCUACCUGCACAUCACCGUCCCGCUGCUCGCCGCCGUCGCCUCCUUCGUGCUCGCGGCCACCACCUCGUCCCUCGCGCCCCGCUACGUCAGCAUGUGCCUCAUGGUGCCCUCCGUCUACUCGGGCUACGUCGUAGCCCUGGCCUGGAUCAGCAACACCAUCCCCCGCCCGCCGGCAAAGCGUGCUGCUGCCCUGGCUUUCAUCAAUGCUGUGUCGAACUCGAGUAGUAUCUAUGCCAGCUAUAUGUACCCCAACAGUGCGGGACCGGCGUACACCGUUGCUUUCAUUGUGAACAGCGCUACUUCUUUCAUUGCUAUUUGUGCGGCUACGGUGCUGAGGGUCAUGCUUGUGCGGUUGAACAAGAAGCUUGAGAGGGGGGAGUAUGUUCCUGGUGCUAUCAAUGCCGCGCCGGGUGCGGCGGCGGCACAUGGGUUUAGAUUCAAGAUCUGA